CGAGUGAAUUCAUUUCAUCAAUUAUUAUUGUUCGAGAUGGCAAAGUCAAAGAACCACACAAAUCAUAAUCAGAACAGCAAGGAUCAUCGCAAUGGAAUUUACAAACCGAAGCGUCAACGCUAUCAAUCAAUGAAAGGGGUUGAUCCAAAGUUUUUGCGAAAUCUGCGCUUUGCGAAGAAACACAACAAACGACACCCAAAAGUUGAAUCGAGUGCUUAGAUGAUUUGGAUUCUAUCUUCAUGUCGAUACAAUUUUGUAUUGAAAUAUUGUUAAAUGUUAAACCGAAAAAUUUAAAGUA
Messenger RNA from Meloidogyne enterolobii, 298 nucleotides. The record is from the annotation of a GenBank genome assembly. Lineage: Eukaryota; Metazoa; Nematoda; Chromadorea; Rhabditida; Meloidogynidae.